ACCUAAUAAAACCGUGACCCGCCAUUUUUCCUCGGUUGCUCGGAGCUUGGAUUAGGGUUUUGAGGGCAGCGUUCUGUGUUUUAUUGCGGCUUCUAUCAGUCGUCUUACCCCAUAACAAUGGCGGAACAGACAGAGAAGGCCUUCUUGAAGCAACCUAAAGUGUUCCUCAGUUCGAAGAAAUCCGGAAAGGGUAAGAGGCCUGGAAAAGGAGGGAACAGAUUCUGGAAGAGCAUCGGGUUGGGUUUCAAGACUCCCAGAGAAGCCAUUGAAGGGACUUACAUUGACAAAAAAUGCCCAUUCACUGGUACCGUGUCCAUCCGGGGCCGCAUUCUUGCUGGUACCUGCCAUAGUGCCAAGAUGACAAGGACUAUCAUCGUUCGCCGCAACUACCUUCAUUUUGUGAAAAAAUACCAAAGGUAUGAAAAAAGACACUCAAACAUUGCUGCGCAUAUAUCACCAUGUUUCCGUGUGAAGGAGGGAGACCAUGUUACCAUUGGGCAAUGCAGGCCUCUUUCAAAGACUGUAAGGUUUAAUGUACUGAAAGUGAUUCCAGCUGGGUCCUCUGGAGGUGUGAAGAAGGCUUUUACUGGGGCGUAAUCCUGAGUUUGUAUGCUGUUAAUGGGUGGGGUGUUAGAGAUGGCAGCUCUUAACAUUCACGUUCGCAUCCACUCAUAAUUUUCUUCACAGGAAAAUUUUUUUGUAAGAGUUUUGCUUUAGUUGAUAUUCAGAUUUUAUCAAACACUAUUGAAUUGCGAUCGUGCGUUUGAAAGUUCAAUUGCCUCGAAACUCUCGUAGCCAUUCUGAACGAAAA
Neltuma alba is the source of this 811-nucleotide messenger RNA. RefSeq names its product 40S ribosomal protein S11. Lineage: Eukaryota; Viridiplantae; Streptophyta; Magnoliopsida; Fabales; Fabaceae. The coding region runs from base 118 to 597 and encodes 159 amino acids. The transcript has 6 exons. The record is from RefSeq and is a predicted model, not a curated record. Gene Ontology annotation, molecular function: structural constituent of ribosome. Gene Ontology annotation, cellular component: ribosome; cytosolic small ribosomal subunit. Gene Ontology annotation, biological process: translation.